ACAUUGAUCAGACCAUUUUGUCACAAUAGAUUCGAAUAGUAUUGUUUUUGAAUGAAUGAAUCAUUCGAAUGUGGCAAAAACAAAAUCAUGGAAUCAACAAAUGUUGAUCAUCUUUUUCGUAAUUAUUUAGUUUCCGAUGUAAUUUUGGUACAACAAAAGCUAAAAAAUGAUGUAGAGAAAAAACAGAAUGAUUUAAAACAACUGAUUGGUGAACGAUACAAUGAAUUAUUUCGUGCUACCGAUUCAUUCGGUAAUAUGAAUAGCUCCAUCAAUCAAUUGAUUGGUUCGUUGAAAAAGUUAUCGACAACUGUCCUGGAUAAUAAAGAUGGUCAGCGGCCGGUCAUUGUUGAACAAAAACAUGAAAAAUUUCAGCUAAAUGCAAACUAUUUUGCCAAUGCAACCGUAUGCAAAUUUUUAUUCGAUCUACCAUUGCAAAUAUGGAAUUUUUUACAUCAAGAAAACUUUCUUCUUGCCACUUAUAGUAGUUAUUAUGGUGAUCGUAUUGUACAAUACUUGGCUGAUCAACAAUCAUUUCAAUGUUCAGAUAUUUGUUCGCAACAAUUAUAUUCGAUUCAUAAUCUAAAAUCACAAAUAAUUCGCAAUUGUUGGCAACAGAUUGCCGAUCAAUCAUUGGAGAAUGAGAUUGAUUUGGAUAAAUUUGCUUGUAAAUUUUCAUAUUUGAAAAUAUUGAAAAAUUGUUCAACAAACAAAAUUAUUGAAGAUUUUCUCAACAAUCAAGCCAAUAAUAUUGAUACAAUAAUCAACGAGACAGAUCGAAUUUCCAUAUUGAUUCAACGUAUAUUGAAUAUUACCUGUAAUACGAUAAAAUGUGCAAAAAUAUUUCAUCAUCAAUCGGAUAGUGAUGAACCACAGGAUUGUACUCUCCAAAAUCAUUUAAAAGAAAUUUGCAAGACAAAUCAUGUCAGCGAAUUGAUUCAAGCUAGUCAUGUACAGCGAAUACGAUGGCCUGAAAAGUUAUUAUUUUAUACCAUAAACGAUUCAAUUGCUAUCGAUUUGGAUGAAAAGUUUAUUUUCGAUAAAGCAUCUCUUGUUCAAUGGAUACAAACAAUUAAGACAAGAUUUUAUGAAAAAAUUGAACAAAAAUUCAAAUCUGUUGGAUCGAUUCGUGAGUUAUUCGAAGAAAUAACUUCUGUCGAACAAUGGCUAAUGGAAAAUUCAAAAUUGGAAAAUUUGCCCAUUGUCGAUGUCAAUCAAUCCAUUUGGAACGAAUGGUUUAUGGCUGCAUUCGAAACAAGAGUGUAUGAAAUUACUGAAAUUGAAUUGAAAUACAUUCAAACGACAUUCAUUACAUCAUUACCGAUGAUUGAACAAAAUUUGUUGAAUUGUGAACUGAAUAUUGUUGAAUUUGUUUGGAAAGAACCGAAUCAACCACAACGAAUAAAUGAUUUUAAUGGUCUAGUGCAAAAAACAUGCGACAUGAUCAACCAAAGAUUAUCUAUUUUUUAUGAAGAUAUUAUCAUAUUCAAACGUAGUCAUCAAACCUUUUUGAUUCGAAUUUAUUCUAGUAUUGCUGAAUUUCUUCGUUCACUUCAGAUUCAAAUUGAUUCUGUUAAUGAUAAAAGACAAAAAUCAUUACUACUUUUUUGUGCCGUCCUAUUCCAACGAAUACCAGAUUUAUGUCCAUCAAUAAGUCAAAUAUUCUCAAUCUGUGAUCAACAACAAACGAAUGGCCUUAGUUGGAAACAAAUUUCAUCCGAACUUCGACAGAUGAAUGAAUCUUAUCUACAAAAUCUGUUCGAUCUUACUAUCACUGAACAUUUUAGCCGGAUUGAUCCAACGUCAUUUGUUGAUUUGAGUCAAUUUUUAAAGAAUUUUUCCCUAUGGGAAACAAUUACCAUUUCAAAUGAUCAAGAGGAUCAAUCUAAAACGAUUAUUGAAGUACCAAUACAAUUAUCAUUGGAAACAUAUCAAGUUUUACAUGAUAUUUCUAAUGAUAUUAAUCGAUUUUGUGCUCAUAUGGUCACUAGACAAGUAUUGAUCAAUAUUCUUCAUCUAAUCGGUCGUCAUAUAAUGAAACUUUACGGUGAUGCCUUGAAGCUUUUGGCAAAACUAAUGGAUCCCGUUUUAAAAUCACCAAAACAAAUCAUUUCAAUACAAUUAUAUUUUGAUCUAUUCUUUUUGAAAAAAUUGUUCAUUCAAACCAAACAUGAUGAUCAACUUCGACGUGAAUAUCUUGAACCAAUCAAUGCAUUGAUGGGAAUUGAAUCAAAUAUUGAUCCAUUCGAUAUGCAUCUUAUACAUCCACAUAUAGAAUCGAAUGUUUAUCGAUUGCAAAAAUCCUAUCAGAUUACAUUUGGAUUUUUACUAUUCGAACGAACAAUGAACAAUUCAAAUCCUAAAGAUGUGAAUAGUAGUGGCUUGAAUAAGGAGAAUGUCCAUAAUUUAAUGUUGAUACAUUCCUGUAAUGGAGAAGAUUUUAAAACAAUGUUAUUGAAACAAUGAUAAUUAUAUUUUAUUAUUGGAUGAUUUUUUAAAUUUUUUUUCUUGAAAAGAAACCAAUAUUAUUAUAUUUUUAUGAUUCUUGAAAAGAGAAAGCAAUCAUAACACACACACACA
Molecule: messenger RNA, 2577 nt
Organism: Dermatophagoides farinae (American house dust mite)
Lineage: Eukaryota; Metazoa; Arthropoda; Arachnida; Sarcoptiformes; Pyroglyphidae
Gene: Cog1
Product: conserved oligomeric Golgi complex subunit 1
Biological process (GO): intra-Golgi vesicle-mediated transport
Cellular component (GO): Golgi apparatus; COG complex
Source: RefSeq, a predicted model, not a curated record